AUGGCAGAUCCACGGAUCCCUCCUCCCAGUCCCAGUCAGAAUCCAAAACCACAAACGCUUGCGGAUAACCUUCAUAAUCCUAGUUCCGCGGCUUACUUGGCCUAUCCUGUGAAACAUGUCGUUUCCAGUCUUUAUAGACGCAUGACAGAACCUCCAGAGCACCCUGUCGGCAAAUUGUUAAACGCACCUUCACUCCCUGCCUCCUCUGGUCUCUACACCCCCCCAAGGAGAACCCAGUCGCCAUUCCAACCUCCACCACUCACCCCUCUUGACCUGAGACACAGCCUAUCUCCGAGGGCAGCCGAUUCUUUGCUCUUGACGAGGUCUCUCGCGGAAGAAAUCCGUCUAUUGAUUCCUCCGAGGCUUCAACUCUUAGAACACUGGAAGCUAGCCUACUCACUCGAGGUUCAUGGCUCCUCUUUGGCCACACUGUAUGAGCAUUGUGCACAAGUGUCAAUACAUUCACAAAGAUCAGGCUAUGUUCUGGUGGUUCGCGACGGCACGACCUCAGCAGGCCACGGGUCGGUGUUUGGGGCGUAUCUCUCAGAUGCACCUAAACCGGGUCUCCAUUACUUUGGUACUGGGGAAUGCUUCCUCUGGAGGGCCAGUAUUCUGCCCACACUGAGGGAUCUGUCGUCCCAGCUGAAAAAUGUCACAAACACCGCCUCGGGAGAUCUUCUGGAGUUGGCCGGUCUUCCACCGCCUCCGAGCGCGGAUACCACCCAUCUUCAGAGAGUGACGACGGUCCGGGGUGAACGAAGGUCGUCUUCAUCUGUGUCCUCACCCACUUCUCCCUCCAAUAUGAAAGUCAAUGAAACGUUCAGCCAUCUACAAUCUACCGCCGAAAGGUCGGGUACCUCAACCCCAGAUCGCAUCAGGUUCAAGGCCUUUCCAUACAGCGGAAUCAACGACUUUCUGAUUUAUUGCCAAUCAGACUAUCUGUCUGUUGGAGGUGGAGAUGGGCAUUAUGGGCUAUGGCUUGAUGAUGAUCUCGACAACGGCAUUAGUGAAACUUGCCCGACUUUUGGCAAUGAACCUUUGAGUGACGAGGGCCGCAAAUUCGAAGUGCUGGGAGUCGAGAUCUGGUAUGUGGGUGCAUGA
Molecule: messenger RNA, 1101 nt
Organism: Exophiala bonariae
Lineage: Eukaryota; Fungi; Ascomycota; Eurotiomycetes; Chaetothyriales; Herpotrichiellaceae
Exons: 1
Coding region: 1-1101 (366 amino acids)
Biological process (GO): response to oxidative stress
Cellular component (GO): nucleus
Source: RefSeq, a predicted model, not a curated record